Messenger RNA from Stereum hirsutum FP-91666 SS1, 1617 nucleotides. RefSeq lists its product as uncharacterized. The transcript is spliced from 4 exons. Lineage: Eukaryota; Fungi; Basidiomycota; Agaricomycetes; Russulales; Stereaceae. The coding region runs from base 1 to 1617 and encodes 538 amino acids. The record is from RefSeq and is a predicted model, not a curated record.
AUGGCUCCAAAACGUAGACACCAAACUCGUACCAACCCUGGAACUUUUACUCCUGACACUGCAUCCAUCGUUAAAGUAUUCAAUGCAGCACUUGCGGAUCCUCUGCAUCCUACAGGCUGCAUCCAUCUGCUGAACGAACCCCUCAUGGUCUUCGGCGAGGACCAGUACAUUGGUAACGUCCUCUUCGAUCUCCGCCAAAACCAUCACGACUUCUACACCACCUGCAUGCGCUUCCUCGUCACACCUCCCCCAGGCGAACACAAAGAUAGCCAGGAAUCUGAAUCGACGAAAGAACUCAUCUCGAUCAUGUCAACUUGCACUUGCGACCUGUCGAACCCAACGAUCAAAUAUCUCCAUGAACGUUCCCGCAAACGUCAUGGCAAACCUAACCUCCAGACUAUAUUCUCUAACAUCGCAGGGGCGGUUCAAAUGGCUCUACAACCCGCCAAAGCCGAAGGAAAAGUCCACAAAGUCGAGUCGAACCUCAAGAAAGCCUCCGAGAAAGGUCUCGAAGCGCCUUUGUGGCCCACCUGCCCUCAGGAUCUGUUCCCUAUCGGUGCUGAAGAGACCAUGAACGCGCUUGCUCAAUGGCUCGAGAUUCAUGCUGCGCCUGGCUUACUCGGAUUCUUAGGCUCGUACCUCGAGAUCUGUAAACGUGCUGCUAUUCCUUACUUCAUCGCCUCUCCGACGCUUCCUGGAAAAUUCGUCGGUAUCGCGGAGAUCAUAUACAUGGUGUGGGCAUUCCAGGAGCAAUCCGACAGAGCCAGUUGUGCCACCAGUCUUACGCUCCUGAAGGGCGCGGCCCUUGUGGCCCUCUUGCUCACCAGUCACUGCACGAAACAAGAGCUGGUCGAGUUCGAGAAGAGGGCCGAAGUCCAGCAUCGAUCCGUCCUCGGCCUCUGCAAGACCAUCCUCGAGUGGCUCCCCAAACUCGACGCAUCGAUAUGGCCCCGCGAUACUUACCAGUCCUACGACGCCGGCAAGGGCGUUUCGGAGGAUAUCGCUUACGUCCGGGAAUGUUUCACGGGUCUGGGACAAUGCAUUCAUUAUUUUAUGGAUCUGCCGUUCGACGUGGAGGAAUACCAUCCGACGAUCGUGUGGCGCUCAAGGAUGCAUCGCGAGAUGGAGAAGGAUCCGAAGACGCUGGCGUUCAGUGUGUAUUUCGAGCUGUAUACCGCGCAGCGGUGUUUUGCGCCUGGAUGUCAGGAGACGUACGCGGGCGCGGGGAGGAAGUUCGCCUACUGCAGCGGGUGUAAACGCGUCCCUUACUGCUCCAAGGAGUGUCAGACUGCAGCUUGGAAACACCCCAGAGUACCCCAUAAAGAUGUCUGCAAAUACCUUCGAGUCCUCGCCGAACAGACGAACCUCACACCGCACCCCGAACCGUCCGAUGGACCAGCAUUCGUCCAAGCCAUUCAGGACAAAGAACUCGCCGCGAAGAUCGGGCUGCACAUGCAAGAUCUGAGGAAGGAACUCUCUACAAAUGUACCCUUGAAAGAGUCUAGACCGCCCACUCAAAACGAUGAUGAACUCGAAACCGAGGCUACAGAACCUAAGGUCGACGAUAUGGAGGUCGCUGAAAGAGUUGAAAACGAAGAACUACCUGUAGUAGGGUAA